Molecule: messenger RNA, 3776 nt
Organism: Labeo rohita (rohu)
Lineage: Eukaryota; Metazoa; Chordata; Actinopteri; Cypriniformes; Cyprinidae
Product: NACHT, LRR and PYD domains-containing protein 12-like
Exons: 5
Molecular function (GO): protein binding
Source: RefSeq, a predicted model, not a curated record
AUUUUCCAAAUGUAAUCUCACUGCUCAGUCUUGCGAGACUUUAUCAUCAGUUUUACAGUCAUCAAACUCCGUCCUGAGAGAGCUGGACCUGAGUAACAAUGACCUGCAGGAUUUAGGAGUCAGUCUGCUUUCUGAUGGACUGAAGAGACCAGACUGUCAGCUGAACAUACUGAGAUUUUCCAAAUGUAAUCUCACUGCUCAGUCUUGUGAGAGUUUGUCAUCAAUUUUACAGUCCUCAAACUCUGUCCUGAGAGAGCUGGACCUAAGUUACAAUGACCUGCAGGAUUCAGGAGUGAAUCUGCUUUCUGUUGGACUGAAGAGUCCAAACUGUCAGUUGGAGAUACUGAGAUUAUCUGGCUGUAUGGUGACAGAGGAGGGCUGCCAUUAUGUGUCUUCAGCUUUAAGUUCAAACCCCUCACACCUGAGAGAGCUGGAUCUGAGCUACAAUCACCCAAGAGAUUCAGGAGAAAAGCUGCUCUCUGAAAAACUUAAGGAUCCAAACUGCACACUGGACAAACUCAAUGUGGAUAAUGGAGGAGAAUCCAGGAUUACAGAAGGACUACACAAAUAUGCCUGUUUUCUCUCACUGGAUCCAAACACAGCAAACACUGAACUCGUUCUGUCUGAGGAGAACAGACAGGUGACACGUGUGAGAGAGAAACAGUCAUAUCAUGAUCAUCCAGACAGAUUUGAUUGUGUGUAUCAGGUGUUGUGUAGAGAGAGUGUGUGUGGACGCUGUUACUGGGAGAUUGAGUGGAGUGGACAUGUUGAUAUAUCAGUGUCAUAUAAGAGCAUCAGCAGGAAGGGACAGGAUUAUGAGUGUUUGUUUGGAUAUAAUAAUCAGUCCUGGAGUUUGAUCUGCUCUCAUUCCAGUUACUUCAUACACAAUGAAAUACAGACUGAUCUCCCUGUAAAGUUUAGUAGAAUCAGCAGUAAAAUAGGAGUGUUUGUGGAUCACAGUGCAGGAACUCUGUCCUUCUACAGCAUCUCUGACACAAUGAGCCUCAUCCACACAGUCCAGACCACAUUCACUCAGCCGCUCUAUCCUGGGUUUUAUGUUUAUAAAGGAUCAGUGAAACUGUGUUGAUGAAUCAGGAAAGAUUAAUACAGUGGUGGCUCGUCAGGGGAGGCACAGCGUCCCCAAAAUUUAGAUAAAAAAAAUGAGAGGAGGACGAUUUAAUGGUAAUAAAAUUCACAAUUCAAUUCACAGAUUGUCUCAUAAUGUGUAUUUUUUGUUAGCUGUAAUACCGUAACAUGUUACUGAAUUUGGACAGCACCGCUUUUCUAUUGCGAAUGUUCCAAAUCUGCUGAUUUACUGUGUUUUUGUGUUACAUGAAAUUAAGUGUGUUCUUUAAGAUGCCUGUAGGUAGUGCACUAUGCUAAAGUGAUGAGGAAUUUAUGUUCUGGCCAAAGGGCAAAACCAUUAGAGAAAGCGCCAGAAUGCUACAGAUUGUAAUCUGUGCUUGUUUCAUCAAUUCUUACAUGUGCUAUAUUGAGCUAACCCACUCCAUUUUGUUUAUGUGGAAGAGUUGAAACAUAAAAUGGGGACUUUCUGUAAAAUGUAUGCUUGUAAAGGUUGAAUGUUAUUAAUUGUGUAUUCCAAAUUGAGUGUGUUGUUGCAUUGUAGUGUUUCUGUAUUGUUUUUGUAUAGAAUUUUACUAGAUCUAAAACAGACAGAGUAAAGCAUUAAAGACAUAUUGAAGUGUGAGUGGACACAUAUAGUGACAGUAAGACACAAGAGUUGUAUCCAGAAGUUUAUUUUUUGUUUAAAAAUGUACAACCAGAGAGAAAUGUUUAAAUGUAUCACAUUUGCAGACUAAAGGGACAUCAAUUUAAAUGCUGUGAAUUGAAUUGUCCAGGAAGCCUGACCUGUGAAAGAAUAUUGUUAAUAGUGUAGGGGAUCUACAGAAUCAAUUUAGCUCAAAGGGAAUCAUUUAAGAUUGAACAGAAUCUCCGUUUUACAGCGGAUCAAUGAAUCGGCAAGUGAUACAUUGAGCGAGCCGUAUAACAUCAAUUCUGUACUGGAUACUAAUAUCCAAAAUAUAGUGAAAACACUGUUUAUUAGCACGGUAACAAGGUCGGCAUUUUAAGACAUUAAUUUAUAAGCACAAAACACAAGAUACUUCUCUUUUCAAUAUAAAUAGGAAUUUAUUGGAAAAGACAUAUAAACUAAUCUAACACAUAGAUGCGCAUUCACACAUUCAUACAAGUUGCAGAAAGAGAGAGAUGAGGAAAGAAUGAGUUUAGAAGAGUGAAAAUAUGAAAUCCCAAGUUCAUAGCAUAAGUAUAUGCAAUUGCUUAGACCUGAACAACCAUCAAUCAUUUAAUUAACCCUCGCGUUGAGUUCCUCAAUGAGGUUAUUAAAACGUUACAUUAAAUGCACCAGUUCAGCUAGAAUCUGGAGGUUGUACUUGCGUUGCCUUUGUGUUAAGGGGUUUCCUUUGAUGACGUCGUUGCAGAAAGGGGUUCCCCAAGGUUGCUGAUUGGUUGGAAGUCCGUGGUCGUUGGAACUGAUGUCUUGGGCGUUGGCUGGAGGAUGGAGUUGUGUACGCUGGUUGAAGUUUUGAGGCGGGCACGAAGUCUGAGACACGGCUUAGCAGCAAAACUUAACUUAGAACACAAAACUCUCAACGGAAAGAAAAGAUUAAAGUGAAAGAAAUGUGACGAUCUCCUCAUGUUUUCGUUUAGAGGAGUGGCUGGCGUGCAAGCCAGGAAGCGUUCAAAGAACGCAAAAAGCAGCGGCAAAAAUGAUGGCUAAGAGCAUGGCUAGGAGCAAUGGAAAUAUCUAAAAGCCUGACUAAAAGCAAUGGUUAAACCAAUAGCUAAAAGCAAAAUUUGAUGGUGUCCUGUGGUUUUAAACUCAGCUUUGGACACAUCCCAAAAUGGUGUCUUGACCAAUUAGAUGUUGUCUUAACUCGGGAUAUUGCUAUGUUUCUCCUCCCAAAACAUAAAUCAGCAUGUUAUCUUAUCAGUCACAUGGUCAGAAUUUUCCUGCUCUUGCAGAGUAUAAUUUGGCCAUGAUUCCUACAACAUGAAUACAACGCAUUUGACAAUGAAUUGAUUGGUGGAAACAUUCAAAGCAUGAAUUUUCAAACUCAUACAUACCAAACAUGAAUAUAAACCUUUAAGCUAUUCAAUAGUUAUUAAAAGGACAUACACAACGAGUGAUUAGAACAUAAUAGACAAAUGUGUGGGUAACAUACAUAGUAGGGAGUUAUGCAAUGGUCGGAUGUUCAUUCAUAAGUCCUUUUAAGCAUCAUUUUGGUGCAUAUUUAGGUAAAAGGGACAGUCUCUCUGUCAUUUGGUGAACUAAGGGCAUGUUCUGAGGAACAAUGGAAUGGUUUGGUUCUUGUCUUGGGUGGGGGAGCACCACCCAACAAAGUUUCCUCAUGUGGUGGUCCUGAUGCUGCAUCUUUGACCAUUAAUCUUGGGUUUCUCGCCCCAAUAUUGACAAUCUCCUUCCUGAAUUGGGAUUAUCAAUAAUUGUGUUCUUUUGUUUUAAUGUUGCAAGUUGUUCAAAGCUGUGAAAGUUGGUUGGUUAGGCUUACUUCAGGCUGGCUGGCGCCAGGCUUUCCUGGACAGAUUUAUGAUGUGGUCCUGGCCCCUUUGUGGAAUUUGGCUCUUUGGUUUCAACCAAAUGUUCUGAUCGAAUCUUCCAUUUGUCUGAUUCGCUCUGAUACCCUACAAUAGUUAUGAAUUCAAAAGUGUUAUACUUGCCUGUUAUCUGCAAGAAGAGAAAAUAAGAAAAGAAAAAAAAUAGCAAAGCCAUUAAAGAA